This is a messenger RNA of Acanthoscelides obtectus, 475 nucleotides long. The record is from the annotation of a GenBank genome assembly. Lineage: Eukaryota; Metazoa; Arthropoda; Insecta; Coleoptera; Chrysomelidae.
GUUUAUACUGAUUUAAGUUUGGAACGUCAAAGCUACAAAUCGCAAAAUCUGUCUCCUUACUAUGUGCAUGUCUCCUGCCACGUCGCUUAUACCGUCGCUUACCUCGUCGCUAUGCCUCUAGCCUCGUCGUUCCACUAUGUUUGUACCUUUAUAUUUGUGUUUCGCGAUUGUUGAGCUAAGUUUUCAAAAUGCCUUACAAGUGCUGCGUUCCUAAUUGUGUCGGUAAUUACGGGAAGGGUCCGAAGGUACACGUAGUUUCGUUUCCAUUGAACGAAAACUGUCGUAAACGAUGGCUCAAUGCAUUCCCUCGUAGUGAUUUAUUGGUUAGAAAAUACACCCGAGUAUGUAACUUGCACUUUGCUGAGGACAGCAUCAUUUGGGAAUCCACCUUCCAUGACGAAAAGACAGGACAUAUCAAGCAGAAGAAGCCGAGAUGAGAAAUUGAGGGACAAGGAACAAGAACAACUACUUAAAG